ACUCUGGACAGCUCCAGCUACCUAAACAGAAGACGUAAGAGGAGGAAAGCGCUAGGACAUGGCGAGGGAACGGCGCUGGCCCGGCUGAUAGAGACUGGUGAUUCCCCCCCACCCCCACCCCUCACACACACACACACACACGCACACACCCUUCCCCCUGCCCACACACACACACACACACACACACACAACUGAGAGGCCUUAUUCCCCCCCCCCGCCCCCCAGCUCCGAGCAUCCCGCCAGCCCUGCACCCCCAUGGACUGAAUGAAGACUGCCUACACCGCCUAUCGAUGCCUCACCAAAGAGCUGGAUGCCUGCGCCAUGAACCCGGAGAUGACAAUGGACAGCCUGGGCAGUUUGCACGGGGCAGCCAGCCAUGAGCAGGAUUUGCUGGGCAGCCCCAGCCCGCACCACCCCAGCCGCAGCGCCGGAUCGCUACGGGUCCACCCUCCUCCUUCGCACCAGGACUUAGCUUCUGCCUCGUCCCGCUCGGCCAUGGUGUCCAGCAUGGCUUCCCUGCUCGACGGGGCAGGGGAUUACCGCCCGGAGCUGUCCAUCCCCCUCCACCAUGCCAUGAGCAUGCCCUGCGACUCCUCGCCCCCUGGCAUGGGCAUGAGCAGCACCUACACCACUCUGACUCCGCUCCAGCCCCUGCCGCCCAUCUCCACCGUCUCCGACAAGUUCCACCACCCCCAUCACCACCCCCAUGCCCACCAUCCCCAUCACCACCACCACCACCAGCGCCUCUCCGGCAAUGUCAGCGGGAGCUUCACCCUGAUGAGGGACGAGCGGGGGCUGCCGGCCAUGAACAACCUCUACAGCCCCUACAAGGAGAUGUCCGGCAUGGGGCAGAGCCUGUCCCCCUUGGCUGGCACCCCCCUGGGCAACGGAUUGGGGUCCAUCCACAACACCCAGCAGAGCCUCCAUACCUAUGGACCCCCCAGCCACGACAAGAUGCUCAGCCCCAACUUCGAUGCCCACACUGCCAUGCUGGCCAGGGGUGAGCAGCACCUCUCCCGGGGGCUGGCUACCCCCCCUGCGGCCAUGAUGUCCCACUUAAACGGUAUGCACCAUCCUGGACACCCUGGCCAUGCUCAGCCUCACGGGCCCGUGUUGGCUUCCAGCCGGGAAAGGCCGCCCUCCUCCUCCGGAUCUCAAGUUAACAACUCUGGGCAGUUAGAAGAGAUCAACACCAAAGAAGUGGCCCAAAGGAUCACUGCAGAGCUGAAGCGCUACAGCAUCCCCCAGGCGAUUUUUGCCCAGAGGGUGCUGUGCCGUUCUCAGGGGACCCUUUCAGACCUUCUAAGGAACCCUAAACCUUGGAGUAAGCUGAAAUCUGGCAGGGAGACGUUCAGGAGAAUGUGGAAAUGGCUGCAGGAACCCGAGUUCCAGAGAAUGUCAGCCUUAAGACUUGCAGCAUGCAAACGCAAAGAACAAGAACCGAACAAAGACCGGAACAAUUCCCAGAAGAAAUCUCGUCUGGUUUUCACCGAUCUCCAGCGCAGAACACUUUUUGCCAUCUUCAAAGAGAACAAACGUCCAUCCAAAGAAAUGCAGAUCACCAUCUCCCAACAGCUGGGCUUGGAACUUACCACUGUCAGUAACUUCUUCAUGAACGCUAGGAGGCGCAGCCUAGAGAAAUGGCAGGAUGAUUUGAGUACAGGGGGAUCCUCUUCAGCCUCCAGCACUUGUACCAAAGCAUGAUUGAAGAAAGGAAUCUAAAUUGGGCACAACUUAACCAUAAAAAAAGGAGGAGAAAAAAAAAAGGAAGAAAAGAAAGAAAGUAUGGAUUCUGAGUGGGGCCCUUCACUGGUGAUUUGAAAGCACAAUUCUCUUGGAAAGUAAUUCUAGUCUAGCUGUAAGCAUAGGACACCUUUUUUUAAUGGCUAUUUAGUCAGUUUUAGAAGGUGCAAAUCACAAAUUAAUCACUUUCUAUAUAGUAUUACAUUCAAGACAGGCUAAGCAUAUUCAAAAUAUAAGUGGGUCAUUCAUGACACAAAUUUUUCCUGAGAGCCAAUGAAGACUUACACUAUGGAUCAGCAUUGAAGGCGAUAGGAGUACGGCAGGAUUGCCCAGAGUUGGUAGCUAAACAGAAGUACGAACAUGUCUGACCUACUUUGUUUUUCAAAUGCUUAGGCUUGCCACACCACAAUAUACCAAAGCUCACACCCAUAACAUGACAACAUGAGAACUGAGCACAAAUUUUAAAAGAUGGAAAUUGAAAAAUCCAAGAACCUGUUUUGUAAUCUCAGGCAUUGUUUUGGUUAGAUGUUUCAGAAAAAAAUGGAUCCAAUUUUAUGUUUUGGGUUUAUUUUUUAAACUUAUCAGUGAACACUCACAUGGUCUUGGAUCACUAAAAUUCAGUUCACUUGAGCUCAAAGUAUCAAGCACAAAGACAAUAGAUACAGAAAUAGAAUGGUUCUGGACUUGCUACAUCUGUUCUUUCAAGACACUCUAAUUUAUGAAGUUGUUAAUGAAAAGCAUGUGACCACACAAGCUUCAAGCACAUUUUGCUGUUUGUCACAAAUUCUGUGUUUGUACAUAAUGCAGAUGCACACUCAGGAGGUCAAUUUAACUGCUACAGUGCAUGGAGCAAACACAACACUGAGAAAGCUAGAUUUCUUUAGGUCAUUCAUAUGUCUUUUUUAGUUAUUAGCAUCUAGUUUCUCCUUAUCAUUUCAUUGUUACUGAAGUCUAUUUAGGUGGGGGGGUUUUUUUGUUUUUUUUUUUUUAAUUGAUGCAUUCUAUAUUCGAGUUCCUUGGUAUUUUCUUAGCAGAAAAAAAGCAUCCACUUUCAGGAUGUCACUGACCAUUUAGAUGUGCUGCAUAUGACUUAAAUAUGACAUCAAAAUCUAUCACAUUUCCAUUAUCAAUUAAUUUAACCUGAAGAGAACACAGUACACCAAAGAUGCAGUAUAUUGCAAGCCAAAGACAUUUCUAACUUGCCAUUUAUUUCCAUCAUCAUCAUAGUAUUGUGAUUAUUUUAGAAAUCAGAAAGCCUUGCAAACUCCAAAAAAAGUAUAACUCUAUCAUUUUAGUUUGCUGUACAAUUGAGCAGAAAGUGGAUGCUGACAAAAUUAGCAAAGUUGUGAGUGGAGUAGCAGAGCUAAUAGGGCCAUACUAGCUGCAGUUACAGUAGUCUUCAAAUAGCAUAAACAAUCCUUAUCACUGAAAUUGUUACGGUCACUUGAUGUGCAUAUUUACCAGUGAAUGGCCCCUUUUGAAACACCAAUUGAGUGUUCAAAAGCAAGCCAAACGCUGUAACGAUUCUUUAAAGACACUUGAGACUUUUUUAUGUACUACUUAAUCGAAACCAAAGAAACUUUUUCUGCACCUACUUCUUCUGCAACAAACUGUUCCAUUUUAAUAAAAUAAAAUAAAAUAAAAAACCAAGGAAGCACGUCAGGAAACAAAAACAACACAACACACUGUGUUUUGACAGACAUCUUGGACAUUUUAGGAAGCAGAUUUCAAAGAAAGGGUUGACAAAAAUCAAAACAAAGUAAAGCCAAUGUGAGUGCUGCUUCAUCUGACAACUCAGUAAUCUUAAAGUUGAAGAUUGUCUUUAAUUUGUGCCUAUGCAGUUUUUUCAAAAGAACAAGGAACAGAGCAACCGAAACCUCAACAGCUACAAUACCAAAGAUGAGGAUUUCUCACAACUUUUGUUUCAGUUCAUUAUCUCCUCUUGCACGGCUAAAAUGCUUAUAGCACCAUUGAUCUGUGUAAAGGUAAUCAGUUCUGUUUCUUUGAGCAACAAAAAGGGUGGUUAUUAACUUUUUUUUUUUCCGUUUCUCCCCCCACAUGGAAUCUUUCAAGGAUUCCAUGGACUCCAAGUAUAAGGUGUUGGGAUACUAAACUAAUCUCUCUUCUCUGUCCAUAAGAGUAUGUGGGAAAAUGUCAGUUGAAUAUUAUUUGUUUUUAACAGGUAGAAUUGUUCUCUUGUAUGUUCAGAGCUUUAAACAGCCAUCCCAUAUGGGAAAAAAAGCUUAACUGACCAGAUCCUCUUCCCCUUCCCCUUAAAUGAAUCUCGAAAGAUAGGUACUGAAAUACUUCGUUGUAAAUACCGCAUAUCACUAGAGAUGAGCCUGAGUCACAAAGAUCAGAUCUAGAAUUCAAACUGGAUCAGAGCUUCCAAUAGUUCAGGUGGUUUGCAUUCAUUGUUCUGGUUUGAACCAUUAUACUUCCAAAUAAUGAAAUUUGGAUCCAGGGCCAAAUCUGAAUUUCCUCAAAGUUUGGGCGUGCAGGGGAAGAGGGAAUCUGAGGAGGGUUGCAACCAGUGUCUCAAUUCAACUCCAUCUCUACACAUGAUUUAGGGCUUCUUUUCAGCUAACACUGCAUAUAAAAGUAAUAUAAUCGGUUUCUACAUUUUACUUUUUUUUUUUUUUUUUUUAAGAAAAGAAAGAAAAAACAGAAAAGGUUUCUGCACUGGAAGGAUAGUUAAGGACCUUUUCUUAGAAAUAAAUUCAAGAUUGCUACCCGGGAAUCAGUAUCAGCAACUAACUUGAUAAAUGCUAGCUUUGGGGGGAAAUUAUUCUUUCCACAUAACUCUUUCCUAGAGAAGGUUGGUCAUACAAAAGUCUCCAAAGAACAAGUGAAGCCUCAUUAUCAGAGAUGGAACUGAGUUGCAAAAGUCAGAUCUGGACUCACACUUUUCCAAAGAAUCAAGGUGUUGGGGUUUAAGGUUUUGAUUUGGCCCAUAAUAGAAAGAGGGUCCAGCUUAUGAAGCUUUGAUCCAAAUCUACACUUCACCUUCAAAGUUUGGCAUGAAGGUAGUGUUCAGAUCAGGGUUGGUUUGAGAAGGCCAAUCUCCACACAUGUCUUGAGUAUGAUCAUUGACCAUACUAGCAAUUUGCCAUCCCAAUACUGUUGUUCAUUUUCUAGCAGUAUUAUACAAUGCUGCUUUUCUUAUUGUUUUUCUCAUAUCCCAUUCCAUAAAGUUAUAUACCCUUCGCUGUUCUAUAAAGGGGAUGGACACAGUACUUUAGUUAAAGCACAGAAUGUCAUUUCUUAACCUCUUUUAAAUUACUGUCAAUUUUCCUUAUGAUUGCAGUGAAUUGAUGUGUAUGUCUGACAAAAAAUAAUAUCCCAGCCAUCAUUUAAGGAAUGAGCUGUCCAUGCCAAAGUAAGUUUUCCAUACAGAAGGCCUUCUAACAUUAAGCACAUCCACCUGAUGGUGGGUUCUGCCUUUUGUUUAAUGUCUCCUUUAUAAUCAAGGGGAAAGUGCCAUGUUUCCCUUAUGAGGUUUUAUGCUUGAAAAUUAGAGUGAUUUGUGAACUUUUAAUGAGUACAAGGAGAAAAGUGAGUAAAUUCUCACAACUUCAAAGACCAUUUUACUUCAUAUGCACUGAAUCUCAGUGAAUUUUCUAGAAAUUCCUGCCACAUCUCUUUCUCGUUGUUUGAGGCCAGAUUCGAGUACCCUGACCUUUGCUGAGUAGUAUUGCAUUCUGUGAGCAGCCUUAUGAAUGUCAAUGGGACACCUUGUGACAUAUGUUGCUACGCAACAUGACAGAAGCAGAAUCAGGUCCUUGAUUGUUUCAGACCAAAAUAGAACAAUUUAUUGUCUAAAAUCUAAACACCUUUUAGGCUUUAUUUGUCUCAUCUCAUCAAUAAAAAAUACAGCAGAUGCCCAGCUAUCUCUGGAAAGACCGUGGCCAGGAAAUUUGUGUCUAAGCUUCAUAUCUCAUGCGGGUAUGCAAAAGCUGUUAACCACGCAAUGAAAAAAAAGCUAUUUUUAUUCAAGGAUGAGUGUAAGUCUCUUUUUAUUUGACUCUAGGCCAGCAGCUGCAGCCAGAACAAUCCAGGUUACAUACUGAAUUAUUAACAAACCAAAAUUAUCCUUAAGAUAAAAUGUGAUAUUUUUGAUUCCCCACAAAUGUUUAGAUGUGCUUGGUAGACAAAAUAAUGGCUCAAAUUCCAAUCUUUAAAUUUAAACUACUGGAAAACAAUCACACACUGGAAACAAUAUAUUGAUUGAACAGUGGUGGCUCCCUGAUUUUGCUGUUAUGAUUAGGGUUCCAACCCUGCGGCCUUUGCUCAAGCAAAAUUAUAGUAUAAGAUUUUGCCUGAGAGAGGAUUGCAUUUUGAGG
Chelonia mydas (Green sea turtle) is the source of this 6086-nucleotide messenger RNA. It is a transcript of the gene ONECUT2, whose product is annotated as one cut homeobox 2. NCBI's taxonomy places the organism in Eukaryota, Metazoa, Chordata, Testudines, Cheloniidae. The transcript is spliced from 2 exons. Gene Ontology annotation, biological process: regulation of transcription by RNA polymerase II. The record is from RefSeq and is a predicted model, not a curated record. Gene Ontology annotation, molecular function: DNA-binding transcription factor activity, RNA polymerase II-specific; RNA polymerase II cis-regulatory region sequence-specific DNA binding. The coding region runs from base 265 to 1704 and encodes 479 amino acids. Gene Ontology annotation, cellular component: nucleus.